AUGCACGGCGCCCACCAAGCGAACGAGCGGCACCAUGUGUUGGUGAACUGCGUGCAGGGCAUCUCCAGGUCUGCGGCAGUAGUAUUGGCCUAUCUCAUGAAGUACGAUAGGAUGAGCUUACGGGACGCCUACCACUUCCUGCGGCACCGCCGCAGCAUCGCAGACCCCAGGAAGGAGUUUUUGCAGCAGCUGGGGGUCUUGGAGCGUCGGCUCUUCGGGCUGGAGGCGCCCACCUUGAGCGGGGAGGUGGCCUUUGCAGGGCGCCACAUGCUGAACCUGGAUGAUGCUCCCAUGCCAGUGCCACAGAAGGAUGUGGAGGACCCGGAGAUGCGGCACGAGCUGCAGGCGCUGCAGAAGGUUCUGCAGCACCUCAACUCGCACCUGCAGAGCAUCGGGGCCGAGGCUGAAGCGGCUGCGCAAGCGGUGCGCACGCUGGGCCAAGAAGCAGGCGACGCCGCUUGCGAUGUUCACAUGACGAGCGUCACCGAGCAGUACGUGAUGCAGAAGCAGCACAAUUGCGCUGAGCCGGAGAUGGAGUCGGAGCUCCACGCCUGCAAGGCGCUGCUGGACUACAUGUCCCACGCGGCGGCAGCAAUGCUGGAGGAGCGUGACAAUUGGAGAAGGCAGGCAGAGGAGGAAGACACGCGAGGUGGAGCGGUGCGGCCAAUUGUUUGA
Molecule: messenger RNA, 675 nt
Organism: Effrenium voratum
Lineage: Eukaryota; Dinophyceae; Suessiales; Symbiodiniaceae
Source: the annotation of a GenBank genome assembly